Danio aesculapii is the source of this 2182-nucleotide messenger RNA. It is a transcript of the gene asic1c, whose product is annotated as acid-sensing (proton-gated) ion channel 1c. Gene Ontology annotation, cellular component: membrane. Gene Ontology annotation, biological process: sodium ion transmembrane transport. The record is from RefSeq and is a predicted model, not a curated record. Lineage: Eukaryota; Metazoa; Chordata; Actinopteri; Cypriniformes; Danionidae. The coding region runs from base 1 to 1689 and encodes 562 amino acids. The transcript is spliced from 12 exons.
AUGGAGAAAACGUCCCCAUCCAAACAGGAGACAAUAAACCGACAUGAAGCUCAGAGUCCCAGCAGCUGCAAAAAACUCAAAAUGACUUUAACCCACAACAUUAAAGAUGUCACAACGGCGUUUGUCCUCCGAACAAAAGUCCACGGGCUAAAACAUGCAUUCUCGCCACACAAAUCCAAAACCCAGCGCUUGUUUUGGCUGCUGGCCCUGUUGGUGUGUCUGGGGCUGCUCUUCACAUGGUCUUGGAACCGGAUUUUGUAUCUGCUUUCCUACCCAGCCGUGACUAAGAUCUACAUGGUUUGGUCUAACAACAUGACCUUUCCGGCCGUCACGUUCUGCAACCAGAACCGGCUGCGAGUGUCCAGCCUGACCAGAUAUGAUCUGUAUUACAGUGGCUACUGGAUGGACAUCCUACAUCUGAACCACACGCUGAACCGGCAGAGCGUUUCAAUGCUCAAACACAGCCGCCAUCGAGAGCGCCUGCUGCAUCUGCUGGACUUCAGCCACUACAGCCCGCCUCCCGACCAAUCGUUAAACACCACAGAGAUGAUUGACAGGCUGGGCCACCAAUUACAAGACAUGCUGCUGGAGUGCAGGUUCCGUGGAGAAAACUGCACCUACAAGAACUUCACACCUAUCUACACAAGAUAUGGGAAAUGCUACACGUUCAACUCUGGUCUUGAUGGAAACCCACUGUUGACCACUUUAAAAGGAGGAACAGGAAAUGGACUGGAAAUCAUGCUGGAUAUUCAACAGGAUGAGUACUUACCGGUUUGGGGUGACACAGACGAGACCUCGUAUGAAGCAGGGAUCAAAGUUCAGAUCCACAGUCAGGAUGAGCCGCCAUUCAUUGACCAGCUGGGGUUUGGUGUGGCUCCUGGCUUUCAGACUUUUGUGUCUUGUCAACAGCAGCUGCUGCUGUAUCUUCCUCCGCCGUGGGGCGACUGCAGAUCCGCACCAAUGGACUCAGAGUAUUUCUCCACUUACAGCAUCACAGCCUGCCGGAUCGACUGCGAGACUCGAUACCUGCUGGAGAACUGCAACUGCAGGAUGGUGCACAUGCCAGGCACCUCAACCGUCUGCACACCUGAGCAGUACAAAGACUGUGCCGAUCCAGCUUUAGAUUUUCUGGUGGAGAAGGACAAUGAUUACUGUGUGUGUGAUACGCCGUGCAACAUGACUCGAUACGGUAAAGAGCUGUCUAUGGUGAAGAUCCCCAGCAAAGCCUCUGCCAAAUACCUGGCCAAGAAAUUCAACAAAACAGAGCAGUACAUCACGGACAACAUACUGGUGCUGGAUAUCUUUUUUGAGGCUCUGAAUUAUGAGAAAAUUGAACAAAAGAAAGCGUAUGAAGUCGCUGGAUUACUUGGUGAUAUUGGUGGUCAGAUGGGUCUGUUUAUAGGAGCCAGUGUCUUGACAAUAUUGGAGAUAUUUGAUUAUUUGUAUGAGGUUUUGAAGGAUAAAAUUCUGGGAUCUGUUCUACGCAAGAGACGACCACAUCGGAGCGCCAGUGACAAUCUGGAUUUCUCCGAGAAUCCCACCAGCCCUGGUGUUACGUCUAACCAUGUCCCCAGCUUUCAUGAUGGAGAUGAUGUUUUGCAGAAGUUCAGAGCACAUGCGACACACUCCGGAGUCACUCGGACAGCCUCGGAUUCGCGCCGAACGUGUUACCUUGUCACUCGACUGUAGGAAACUUCGAGGAGUUCGCCUGUUGAUGACGGAGAUUUAGGAUACGACGGAAAACUGUGAAAUAUAUAAAUAUAUAUGUGUGUACGGGAUAGACUCCAGAAGAAGUGUAAGUCUGCAGAAACGUAUGCUUCUGGUCAAAAUUUUGAAAUCAGUAGGAUUUUUUUAAAGAAAAGGGUUUCAAAUAAAGCGUAUUGGGUAACACUUUACAAUAAUGUUGCAUUAGUUAAUGUGAAUUAAUGCAUUUACUAGCAUAAACAAUGAGCAGUACAUUUACUACAGUAUUUGGUCAUGUUAGUUAACGUUAGCUAAUAAAAAUACAGUUUGUUGUUAGUUCGUUAACUGACAGUGCAUUAGUAAUGUUAACAAGCAUGAACUUGGAUGUUAAUGCAUUAGUAAAUGUUGAACUAUGAUUCAUAAAUGCUCUACAAGUAUUGUUCAUAAUUAGUUUAUGUUAGUAAAUGCAUUAUUGAUUGUAAAGUGUCACCUCGUAUUA